UGAAACAGUAGGUUUUUGGUGACUUGGCUCCUCUGUUGUUUGACAAUUUGUAAGCGUGUCAUCUGAGUAUUACUUAGUAUUAAUCCAAUAAUAGAAGUUACUCCAAUUCUGAUUCGAUUUUGAAUUAAAAGAAGGAAAAUCAGCAAUAAUGUCUGGACAGUGGGAAGUUGUUGGUAAGAAGAAGGACAAAUCCAAUAAGAAUAAUGGCAGCAAUAGCAACAAAUCCAAUAAGGAGAGUAACAAUAGGCAGAUGAUGAAAGAUAUUAAAGUGGAAGAAGUCUUACCCAUGUCCAAAUUGAAUAAACUGUAUGGUCAAGGAAAAAGCAAUAAGGAGAACCAGAAGCCUCAGGCACCGAAACAAAAACCAGUGGAGAAUGGUGCUGCAAAGAAGAAGAAGCCUGAUAAUAAACCUCAGCAACCCCCAAAACCAAAGCCUGCUAAGUCUAUAGAGGGUGCUUUAAGUGCUUUAAAUGCUGAUGAAUUUAGAGAUGUAUUUGAAAAUAACAAAGCUCUCUUCCCAGAUACACCAAUUGUCUGGUUGAAAGAGAUGGCUCAAUUUUUGAACAAACGAGUAGUGCCUAUGGAUAAUCAUGAUCCUACAUUUAGCAAUAAAAUGGAACUUUAUCCCUUGUCAGUGAUGCCAAAUGCACUGAGAUCUAUAAUUGAAAAGGCUGUGAAUGAAAGUAAUCCAAGCAAUGUAAAUCUAUUUUUUGAUAUUAGUUUAACCACAAUGGCAACAGAAAUGAACAAGGAUGCACCAGUAUUGGGUCACAAAUUUUUUCUACAAUAUAUUGCAACAAAGGAUCCUAAAAUGCUUUUAAACAAAUUGAAUGCAUACAAUACACUUAAAAACUCAUACCAGAACAGACAGAAUAUUGGUUUGUCCAUCUUGUGGGCUCUUGGUCAAGCUGGUCUUAAAGACUUCAGUGUUGGACUUAAAGUAUUCCAUGAAGUCAUGUAUCCACUUAUGGAAAUGAAGAACUAUUCAAAAUAUGUUACAAAAUACUUGAUAAAUUUGAUAAACCGUCCGGUCGAAGGAAGCUCGUUGCAAAAGGAUCAAUAUUUAAAUAUACUGGAUGUAAUCCACGGAUCAAAGAAGAAUGUGCCAAGUGAAUUAGUUAAGGAACUCAAUGAAUCUGCAUCUAAAUUGAACGAUCUUCUCUUAUUGAGCGUCAAAGGCGAUAAAUAUCAUACUUUGGUUGAACCGAUCCUCAAGAAAUUAGGAACGACCACCGAGAAUCAAUCUUAUUCGAAUCAAUUGUGCGAAAUUUUAGUUGCUUUAAUGGAGCGUGACCAAACUAGCUUAAAUUCUUGGAGCAAACUUUAUUCUAAGAAUUUGGUAGCCAGCGCUUCAUUACUAGAACAUAUCGAUACGAAUUGGAAGCCGUUCUCUAAGAACGUCGAUCUCAAGAGCCUUAAGAACGCGAUGGUUUCUUUCUCUGCUGAGAACGAAGAAAUGCUAACCAAGAAACGCAAAGAUGCUGGAUUAUUGAAAGCAGAUGAAUACGUACAGAAAAUCAGCAAAAAAAUGGUGAACAAGAAGAAGGACUCAACCAGCUUCCUGAGGAAGAGUUCUGUGGUGCUCACAAUCCUUUUAUGCAUUGCUGUUACUCUGGAUCUGAAACAGCAAGGAAGUUGGGAAAAAACAGCAAUUGGUAAAGCUCUGAAUAAGACUGGAGUGGCUGAUUGCACAAAUAUGGUGCUAUUCAGGGCAAAGGAGUGUACUGUUUGGAUGCAUCGUCAUAUUGAAGAGCAAUUCCCAGGUGUAACUGAAGCUACUGUUGAAUUUACAACACCAUACAUAGAGUUGGGUCGUGACCUGCUAAUCCUUUUCAACAAAUUCUAUUUAAAUCAAGUUGAGAAUUUUAAGGCUCGCAUACCAACCUUAUUAGCACAAAUUGACAAAUAUUGUCCAGGUUCUAUUGACCAGGUUGUUUCAACUGCAAACAAUGCUUUCAAAGUAGUAUGUGACCAUUAUGAAAACGUCAAAGCUUAUUUGCUCAAGGAUGUAUUUGUCGGUAAAAUGGCUCCAGAGAGAAUGCAGAAAGUCCUUCAUGAUAACUUCAUUUACAGUGUGGAGAAAAUGCAGGAAUAUUACCAGUGGGUCUACCAAAAAAUCAUGACUGCCAUUAAAUGAUUCGCUCGCACUUAUUAGGUUUAUUUAAUUCUAUCAUUAUUUUAUAUUAAUAUAUUUUUUAAUUGAUUCCCCUUCCCCCAGCUAUGUGACUAUUAAUAUACAGUUUUUCUACUUU
Molecule: messenger RNA, 2252 nt
Organism: Nicrophorus vespilloides
Lineage: Eukaryota; Metazoa; Arthropoda; Insecta; Coleoptera; Silphidae
Gene: Tmem214
Product: transmembrane protein 214
Exons: 10
Coding region: 149-2137 (662 amino acids)
Cellular component (GO): Golgi apparatus; endoplasmic reticulum
Source: RefSeq, a predicted model, not a curated record